Gossypium arboreum is the source of this 2093-nucleotide messenger RNA. RefSeq lists its product as uncharacterized. NCBI's taxonomy places the organism in Eukaryota, Viridiplantae, Streptophyta, Magnoliopsida, Malvales, Malvaceae. The transcript is spliced from 6 exons. The record is from RefSeq and is a predicted model, not a curated record. Bases 111 to 1862 code for a protein of 583 amino acids.
CCAAUGAAAGCAACACAUUAUUUUGUUUUUCCUGAACCAAAGACUUCACUUUGCUUUUGAGUAUUUGUUGGCAAAGCUCUUUUGAAAGCACCACCAAACAACAAGAAAACAUGCAAAAGCAAGCUUUGGUUAUAUUGUUUUACAACCUCUCAAGCUCAUCUUUGCUUCUCCUUCUCUUUCUAUACUACUCAUCAAUUUUGCUUGCCAAGUUCUUCUACUUCAUUGGAAGUUACUCGCUUCUCCAAAGGAAUCGAAAUGGAUAUGAUUACAGUAUGUUCUCUGAAGAAGAAGAAGAAGAAGAAGAAGAAGAAGAAGAAGAAGAAGAUUAUUGUGUUGAAAGGUAUAACUACAAGGCCAACUGCAUGGAAAAUGACCACCUUGUGGCUGACAUAAUUCAUGGUGGUGAAUCACUUAUUUUCCUGCCGGACAGCAGCUUUCAAAGACCUCGAAAUGAUGUCCAUGAUGAUCAGCUCAUCACGAGUGAGGAUCAAGAAUAUGCAAGUUGUUACACUGAACAGUCACCUAGUUCAGAUUCUGAACACCAUCAUGAUGAUGAUGAUACAGAUUUGUUUGAUCAUGAAGAGAUCCCAACAAAAGAUGGCGAUUCACUUGACAAUUUUGAUGAUGGUCCCACUCCUAUAGUCUCACCAAUGGACAAAAGUGAUGUGGACAAUGAUGAAGAUGGUGAUGAAAAUUUCAGUAAUCAAAAAAUCAAACAAAGGGUGCAAACAGAUUUUUCAAGUGACAAGUUUUUUGUUAUAGGACCAACAGUGGAGUCUAAGAAGUUAGUAGGUGAGGAGCAGGAUAAUAAUGAACCAAUCUAUGGUGACUCUUACACAAUAGGCUCAACAUCAAAGAGCUCAUCUGAGUGGAGAAGCUCAAUAAAUUGCAGAGAUUCAGGGACUGAAGAUCCAUUUUCAUCUUCCUCAAGAAGAAGUUGUCCCAAAUGGGAAUCCUACACUGUGUUCCAAAAAUAUGAUGAAGAGAUGAUGUUCCUUGACAGAAUCAGUGCACAAAAGCUCCAAGAAACAGAAUCACUGAGGUCCAUCCAAGCUUGCCCAAGAUCAAUAUCUGAGAGAAUAGUCCACAAGUUUGCGACAAUGAACAGAAAACCAUCAGAUAUCAGACAGAAUCCAUAUCAUGAACUGGAAUCUGCAUACGUUGCUCAAAUUUGCUUGACUUGGGAAGCUCUUAACUGGAACUAUAAGAACUUUGAACAUAAAAGAGCCUCUAGAAAAGAUUUCGACUGUCCUGCCAUCAUUGCUCAACAGUUUCAACAAUUCCAAGUUCUUUUACAAAGAUACAUCGAAAAUGAGCCUUAUGAACAAGGGCGUAGACCCGAGGUGUAUGCCAGGAUGAGGCUUUUGGCCCCAAAGUUGCUUCUGGUUCCUGAAUAUCGAGAUUAUGAGGAAGAUGAAAGAGAUGAAGGGUUUGGGCCAAGAAUAUCAGCAGAAACAUUUGUGGUGAUAAUGGAGGAUGGAAUCCAAACCUUCAUGAAUUUUCUCAAGGCAGACAAGGAGAAACCAUGUCAACUCAUUAAAAAAUUCUUUGGGAUGAAGAGAAGAGGCUCAGUUGACCCUACACUCCUUCAGCUUAUGAAAAAAGUUAAUGCUAAAAAAAGGAUGAAGCUUAAAGACCUUAAAAGGGCUAAGAAAUGCAUAAGGAGAAGGAAAGUGAAGGUGGAGAAAGAGAUGGACAUAUUGAUGGGUCUGAUUGACCUAAAAGUGGUGUCAAGGGUUUUGAGAAUGACUGAUCUAACUGAACAACAAUUGCAUUGGUGUGAGGAGAAGAUGAGCAAAGUCAGGAUUUCAGAAGGCCAACUCCAUAGAGAUUCCUCUACCCUUUUUUUCCCAGCUCACUAAUUGACCCACCACCUUUUUCUAAAUAUUACAUCAUACAUUACAAAACCAUAUCUAAAUGUGCAUCACUGCACCAUAUGGAUAAUCCUAGGCUAGCUUUUGUAUAUAGCUAUACCUAUAUUAUACCGGAUGUAGUGACAUAGAAUUUGUUAGAAAAUUAAGAUAUAGGUUCUAUACAUAAAACAUGAUAAUAAGAAAUUUUAUGAUAAUAUAAUAAAACUGUAAAAUUUUAAA